Messenger RNA from Aspergillus caelatus, 267 nucleotides. RefSeq lists its product as uncharacterized. The record is from RefSeq and is a predicted model, not a curated record. Bases 1 to 267 code for a protein of 88 amino acids. The transcript is spliced from 2 exons. NCBI's taxonomy places the organism in Eukaryota, Fungi, Ascomycota, Eurotiomycetes, Eurotiales, Aspergillaceae.
AUGAGCUUUUUGUUGGUCAUUUCUGGGGCAACACUCACAGGCUUCGUCAUCUAUGAGGGUAACAUACCACCGGACCCCAUUCUUCGACUCACCAAUUUUGCGCAGCGCACAGCAUCAGCUAUUUACCUGGGAACGUUUAUUCACGGUGUUUUACUAUGGUGCCUCUUCCACUAUCUUCCACUUUACUAUGAGUCUGUUCAAAGUUAUAGUGUUAUCAUUUUAAGAGUCGCAAUUUUCCGGGAGAUAUUCGCUGUUACCCCUGCGUAA